Molecule: messenger RNA, 705 nt
Organism: Lipotes vexillifer (Yangtze River dolphin)
Lineage: Eukaryota; Metazoa; Chordata; Mammalia; Artiodactyla; Lipotidae
Source: RefSeq, a predicted model, not a curated record
AUGGGCAGCCCAGGGGCUGCGGGUCCCGGGGUGGCGGCGGAGAGGGGAGACCCACGACGGAGGCGCUCGUCCUGCAGCGGUCGUCUCGAGGGAUGGGCUGUGCCUGGAGCGGCUCCCGCUGGGUGGGCUCUGGCGCUGCCGCCUAGGGGCGUCGGGCAGAGGGCGCUGUGCUUAAGGGCGGCUGGAGACGCCUCCCAGCGCUCCGACCAGGUACCUGCCGGGGGCGGGCGGCGCAAGGGGCGCGCGGCGCACGAGGCGGGCGCCGAGCGCGUGAGUCACUCGGCUCACCCGGGUUCGGAGCGGGACUUCGCCUCCCGCCUGGGGUCUGCUUUCAUCUCCAGCUUCAGCGACUUACCUCUGAAUCCCGGCCCCCUACUGAGGCUGGACCAGCCGCCUUUCCGUCUAGGUGACGGUCAGACUCCAGCCCAUCUUAUAACCACCGAGCUACAGUUCCCCGUGAGCUAUGUGGACCGUCUUCUGAGGGAGUAUCAGUGUGUCCAUACUCCGAGUUCAUCCACAACAGAUGUCCUCCUUGCCAUGCUCGACUACCUUACUGAGUACAUCCUGGAUCUGGUAGGCCCUGAGGCCAAUGGCGGUAUGCAGAUCACUCCGCAAGACUUGGAGAGAGCAGAGCCCCAUCGCCACUUGAAGGAUACGGCCUUUGCUUUAUUUGAUAAGAUGCCCGGAUCCAGAAGGAAUGGCUGA